CGAAUCAACACUUGACAUGUGUUAAAUCCACGAAGGCGCUUGUCUUCGGGGCCCAGUCGUGUGAGCGAGAGAGAUUUGUUUGGAUAGUUUUGUUUCGAAAAACCGCGAGUCUUCUUUGACCUUUGAAGUGGUGUCUGUCUGUCUGUCCCUUCUCACUCUCUUCACUCCGAGCUCACCUUCGCGGCGUUAAAACAAUGGCGGCUCUAGAGAGGAGCGAACGUCGUCUGCGAUGAGGAAUGCUUUCGGGACUGUUCUCUCAGCUCUGAUCCUCGUCCUCAUUGGUGUCCUCGCUUUCUCCAUUCGACUCUUCUCUGUGAGUUAAACUCACGUCUCUGCUCCUUUGAUUUAUUCCAAUAAACUUGGCUCUAGAUCCGACUAUCUUGAAUCCGCCACUGAUCGUUGUAGCUUAAAUGUUGUUGCUGAUUGUUCCAGUAGAGAUAUUUUAUAGUUGUAACUUUUACGUGCAGUCAUAUGAUUCCUCAGAUAUUUGCUUGUCGUAUCUACUUUGAAUUAAGUUAAUUCUUUCUUUUAGUUUUAAUGGUCUUAAUACUUUUGUUUUUCUUUGUGAAGUUGGUUGAUUUCUUUUUCAGGUCAUAAAGUAUGAAAGUGUGAUUAAUGAGUUUGAUCCUUACUUCAACUAUAGAGUCACUCAGGUUCCCUCUCUCUUUUCUUUUAUAUCAGUUUUUUUUUUUUGCUUUGUGGACGAAUCCUCAUGUUAAUUUAUCAUUUGUUGUUUAUUUCAGUUCUUAUCGAAGAAUGGAAUAUACGAGUUCUGGAACUGGUUUGAUGAUCGGACCUGGUAAUUUUAGGACCACAAAUUUGGUCUAUUUUCUUUGCUAUCUUCAAUAUUGUUAUACUUAUUUUGUUAUCUCUUUUGAUUUUACGUAUCCUCUUGGCCGUGUGAUUGGAGGAACUGUUUACCCUGGGUUAACAUUGACUGCUGGAACCAUCUGGUGGUGAGUUUAGUUUCACUGAUAACAGCAAUAAUUUGAUAUACACGUAUGGGUAGUUUGAAUUCAUUAAACAUUCCUCUGUCUGUGGAGACUGUUUGUGUCUUCACUGCUCCCGUAUUUUCAGCUUUUGCAUCUUGGGCAACUUACCUUUUGACCAAGGAAGUUAAGGGCUCCGGUGCAGGACUAGCAGCUGCUGCUUUUUUGGCCAUGGUUCCCUCAUAUAUUUCCCGAUCUGUAGCUGGGAGCUAUGACAACGAAGCUGUUGCCAUUUUUGCUUUGAUUUUCACUUUUUAUCUUUACAUUAAGAUUAGGGUUUUCAUUCAACAACCAACAUCAAGCUUUCUCUUGUUAGUUUUGGUUUGUCUUUGUCGCCAAGUCCUAUUAUAUUUAUUCUUAUCAGUGAUCCUUAUCAUGAAAUUUAUGCAGACUCUAAAUACAUGGUUACAGUCAAGAUUCCUGGUGGGUUCGUAAAAUUUUUGUAAACCUUAUUUGGAUUUGUAAAGGAAAUUCGAAAUAGCAUCAGCUUAAGCUAUCAUAUCAACAUCUAUAUUCAUCCAAACAACGCUCAAACGCUUUCACGUGAAGCUCUGCAUGAUCAUCUAACGUGUUAUAAAUAUUGAUAAGUAACACUCAGCUGCAUUGAUCUUGUUCAUCUUGGUCUUGAGCACCCUAUAUAUAAAAAUUGUUCUUUAAUAUCUGUCACGAUACUUCACGUUUUCGACGUCAUGAUUGCAUUCACCUUGGAAGAUAGUGUCUUGGUUAACCAAUCUGAACCGGCUUUCAUAUUUUAAAUCAUUUGAAAAUAUGAAAAUGCUAUAAGUGAAAAUUAUAAUAUACAUGGAUUCUAUGACUAUGUUAUUUCUUAGAUUUUCUUACCACAACUACGUUUUACGUACUUAUGUGAGUUGUCCUAUUGAGCCUGUAUAUAUGUAUAUUUAUAAUGUGGUUGUUGAGCUAAAAGAAUAGAUAAUUUGGUUAUAUAACUUAUGUUAGUAUAUGUGCAAUUAUUUUCCGCAGGUAUAUAAUAUAUGCUUUGCUCACUCACGAUGGGGAUGCAUUUUCUUUUUUUUUAUUAGGGCAAAAAAAUGUCAAAAUUAGGGAUAAUUUUAUAUGAUUUUCAAAAUUUUGUCAACUAAUAUUAAUACCCACUUACAAAAACUGAUUACGCCUAUCACCAAAUCAUUGUACGCAACCACUUCAAUGGUUUACUGUUUCUUAUAAAAAAGUUUCUAAGAAAUUCAUGUAUAAGAUGAAAUGAUGAUCAGAUUACCCGUUCGUACUGUAUUAUGAUUCGUAUAACAUUGAGUAUAUUUUUUUUUGUAAUUUAACAUUGAAAAGAAAUAUAUUUUACAAGUACUGUAGACUCUGUAGUACAUAUCUUGAAGACUUGAAAUGUAGUACAUAGAUACGGAUUUCACAAGAUGGAGAAGUAAUUCUUUUUUUGAACUUUUGCUUAGAUGUAGAAGUUAAUUAAGUACGUGGACUUGUGUAAACUAGGCAUGCUUCAGCGUUAUUAUAAGGACAUGGCUCCAAGCGAAAAGCACGUCUCUUUGAAAAUAAAAGUCAUGAUACUGCAACAUAAAUUUAAAUAUUUUUACGUACGUUAAAAAAAGUCAAAUGCUUAAAAAAAGAAGUCAAAUGCUUAAAAGCCAAGAAAAUGCCAAUAGUAUACAAAUGCUGUUUAAAUAUUUUAGCUUUUGUUUUCCACCAAGUAAAUGCUAAUCGUCAAAAUAAAAUAAUUUAGCAGUAUAUAUUAUCAUCAGUUACUUUGGGUAUUAUUUAACAACAUAUGUACACAUACAUAGAAAUUGCUUUGGAAGCUAUUUUGCAUGGAAAAUAAAUAUUUUCUUCUUUUUUCACAAAAUCUUGUUUUAGAUUUUUUUGUUUGUUUCAAAAUAUUGUGUUCUUAUAAAUACGGCUUCUCAAACUAAUUUUCACAUUACAUUUUUACCUAAAACUAAUAACUUUGUAUUAUUCUCAUAUUAAAUAAUUAUGGAUGUAUUAAACAUAGGCAUAUUAAUAAACUUGAAAGUUUCUUAAUAUAUAUAUAUAUAAUAUAUGUAUAUAUAUAUGUAUGUAUGAGAUGUGGCAACACGCCAUUUUUGUAAAUUGGAGGAAGUAUAUGACUAACAAAUAUAUUUUAAAAGUCAAACAUAUCAACCACUAAAAGUCAAACAUUUGUAAAUGGAAAUACAAAGUCAACAGCAAUUGAUCUUGGGAUAGCAUCAUCAAUGAUGUAUAAUAUGUACCCAGAGACAUGUUCGGGUGUUUGAGGGCAAGACAAGAUCAAGUGAAAGACAGCUUUCCUCUCCUAAUUGAAUGACAUGUUUAUAUGUUACAAAAAAGAAUGACAGAUUUAUUGAGACAAAUUCAAAUCCAUGUAACAAGUAGCAAUGACUCGAACUCUCGAAGAAACAAAAUAAAACAUACAACGACUCUUCGUUGAUAACAAAAUAUAUAAGGUAGUUAUUGUUGACAACAAAACUUCUAAUGUCUUCCAUCUACCUCUAACGUGGAUUACUUACUCUAAAUUCUAGGUUUUCUUCGUUCGUCUUCUUAUUACUGUUGGUGCUUAGUUACAAUGGUAUAUCAUAGAGGGGGGGACCAUAGGAAAGAUAAAUAUAUGUUUGAAGUAACAAAAGCUACUUGAACGAUCUUGAAUUCAUAAUUUAAUGAGAGAGGGAUGUAUCAUCUUAAAAAAUAAUGAUAAUUAUUACUGAGAUAAGCAAUGAUAUUUUUGUAUACUUAUACAUAUAUAUAUAUAUAAUCUUAGAAUCUCAAGUUGAGAAACUUUCAUUGGAGGUGAGGUGCUCUGAUGGUGAUAAAUGUUAAGGAUAUCGAUUACAUUUCACUAAGUAUAAACACACAUAGGUACCUUAGAAAAUUAAGUAUCUAGUUAAAAAUUAUAUAUGUUACCGAUAUCGAUUACAUUUCACCAUGUAUAAAAGUAAAAACACAUAGGUAAUUUAGAAAAUAAAGUAUAUAUUUAAAAAUAUAUACUUAAACCAAAAGUUUGAUUAAGGGUUAAUUAAUAUUUCUAUACUAUUAGGUCUGAGUUUUGAGUGAAGAGAAAACGAAUUAUGCAAAUUAAUGGAAAAAAACUAUAAGAGAUUUUUAUCAUGGUGCAAGAAAUACUGUGAAAGUGUGGAUCCCAUAGGACAACUCAGAGUGCUAAAAAUGGUGCAGUAAUCCUCAUAAAGAAAAAUUGUCGGAUUUAAAAUCACAUGUAAUAUUUCUCAUAGUUUGUAAUAACAUAAUUAACUUGUCUUUAAAAAAAAAACUAAAAGGAAAUAUGUAUAUAUUAAAAAGAUAAAUUAAAACCUAGUAACUAAGAUGAUCACAAUAAAUUAUAAAUCUUUGCUAUAUAUGAGAUAUAAUAUGUUUAUAAAACAUAAUUGGUGUAUAUCUAGAUGACUAGCUCAUGUGUAUAUCAAACAGUUUAAUUUAUAUACAUUGUUUGGCAAUCGUUGAUGAGUUCGUUCCCCACAGGAGAAAUCUCAAGAAAAUGAGAAACGAACACAAGCCUCAGAAUGAUGAUGUAUUUUGGAUAUGAGAUUGUCGGAAACCUAACAUAGAAAAAAUUCAUGAUAAGGGUAUCCCGUGUGUAUGCUAUUUAACGGUAAAACAAAGAUAAGAGAGGUUUCAAUAAAAGAAGAAAAUAUAACAUUUUAUUAAGACUAUCUCCGAUUUAACUCUAUUUUAUGUAUUUUUAAAAAAAUAGAAUAAUUUUAUUAUAGAUGUAGAUAUGCUUCAAUAGAAGAAGAAAAUACAGAGGAAUGUUACAUUUUUUUAUAUUUUAAAUUACUCUAUUUUAGAGAGAAAAAAAAGAGUUGAAUUAGAUAUGCCCUUAGUAUUGACAUUGUUUUCAUAUGUACCAACUAGUUGAGAAAUAAAUCUUGACACUUAAAUAUGAAGUUGACUAUUUGCAGGUGUCUUAUUAUAUUAUGAGUGAAAAAUUCAAUUCUAACUUUCUUCAUUUUUGAUAUUAUGUGGAUUCAGAUAAACCUUUAAGGUGUGUCUUUGUGGAUGUUUCUGUAACGCCCCGACCGUCCAUAGCUAAUGGAUCACCCACGCCCGCUCUCUCGGCCCGUGAGCCCCAUUCCAUCCGACGGUCGGUCGUUAAUUUUUCCAAAGGCUCGAAAUCAUUGUUUACUGACCCUGCAAUCACCAUCCGACCUUUUCCCAUGCUUUUGCUUCACUCGCACGCUAUCGCGAAUCACUUCCCGAUAAGUCACCCAUCCUUCCACUACUCCAGCUCAAGCACGCUUAACUCUGGAGUUCUUUCGGGAUGUGUUCCGGAAAAGGUAAGUCAACUUUGGUGACAUAGGUAGCCAAAUCAAUUCUCUUAAGCCUUUCUAUAUAUCACAACUCGGGAUGUUACAAUUCACCCCCUCUCAAAGAACGCAACGUCCUCGUUGCGCCCUCCGACAGGUCUCAAGACGCCUCUCAGGUCGGAACUGAGAUGGCUAACCAGCUCUGAUACCACUUGUAACGCCCCGACCGCCCACAGCUAAUGGGCCAUCCACGCCCGCUCUCUCGGCUCGUGAGCCCCAUCCCAUCCGACGGUCGUUAAUUAAUUUUUCCAAAGGCUCGAAAUCAUUGUUUACUGACCCUGCAAUCACCACCCGACCUUUUCCCAUGCUUUGGCCUCACUCGUACGCUAUCGCGAAUCACUUCGCGAUAGGUCACCCAUCCUUCCACUACUCCAGCUCAAGCACGCUUAACUCUGGAGUUCUUUCAGGAUGUAUUCCGGAAAAGGUAAGUCAACUUUGGUGACAUAGGUAGCCAAAUCAAUUCUCUUAAGUCUUUCUAUAUAUCACAACUCGGGAUGUUACAGUUUCAGUAAUAUAACCAGUACGUAAUAUAAUGUCAAUAUGUAAAUUUGGUAUUAUGUGGUUUUUGUUAUACUUCAAUAUAUAUGGCCGGCCUUGAGAUUUUGAAGGCAUGUGGCUGUGUCUAUGUAAAAAAAAAAAUUUAGGAAUCUAUUCAUAUGUAAUUUUUUUUUUAAAAAGUAGAGACCUAUUGCAAAUGUUUCACAAUGCAUUCCUCAGGGCCGGCCCUCAUAUAAGAGUUAUUGAAAACUGAUCAGCACACAUAGAAUAUUGUUUGCGGCUGUAAUCUACAUUAACAAUAUCAGUUUCAGGGGUUACAUACUCCCGCGCAGCUCGGUAUAUAUAAUAUGGACCACUUACACUCCUACAAAUCAUACAUAUUUUUAAAUAUAUAAAAUAAUAAUUCAAACAGCGGCUAUUAAUAAUGUUCCUCAAUUAAAUAACUAUUUGACUUUUUAUUUUAAUUGAAGAAAAUCCACUGCACAUAUAUUUGAACCGUUCUUGUUAAGACGUGGACACGUUUAGGUCUACUUCUGUACUAUAUAUAGAACCAGAAAAGUUAUGCUUCAGACAUCGGCAAAUAAUCUUAUCUACUAACUCAAAACUCGUCUUGUGUUUCAUUUCCCAUAGCAAUGGAAACCUCAAACAUCACCAGUCACACAAAUCUUCUAUCGAAAAUAGACCUAGAAAAGCAAAACCCUAAUCACAUUGUCCCAACAAUCUCUGAGCUUAAAACAGAAGCAAGGUCUCUCUUCUCCUUAGCCUUCCCCACGAUCCUCGCCGCGCUCAUCCUCUAUGCUCGCUCAGCCAUUUCGAUGCUCUUCCUUGGUCAUAUCGGCGAACUAGAACUCGCUGGUGGCUCCUUAGCCAUUGCCUUCGCAAACAUCACUGGAUACUCAGUUCUUGCAGGCCUUGCACUCGGCAUGGACCCACUUUGCUCCCAAGCCUUUGGAGCCGGCAAGCCAACACUCCUCUCAUUAACUCUUCAAAGAACCGUGCUCUUCUUGCUCACUAGCUCCCUUGUAAUCGUCGCUCUAUGGCUCAACCUAGGGAACAUCAUGAUCUCUCUCCAUCAAGAUCCAAGUAUCGCAUCGUUGGCUCAAACAUAUAUCCUAUUCUCUAUUCCUGACUUGCUCACCAACUCUAUUCUUAACCCUCUUCGUAUAUACCUUCGAGCACAAGGCAUCACAAGUCCACUAACUAUUGCAAUGCUCGCCGGCACCAUCUUCCACAUACCGAUGAACUUUCUCCUAGUUUCUUACCUUGGAUUGGGUUUCAUCGGUGUCUCAAUGGCUGCAGCCGCUUCAAAUCUUUUUGUUGUCGUGUUCCUUGUGGCCUACGUUUGGGUCAAAGGUCUACACGAGCCAACGUGGACCCGCCCUAGCUCAGAAUGUUUCAAAGACUGGGGCCCACUGGUUAAUUUGGCAAUACCGAGCUGCGUGGGAGUAUGUCUAGAGUGGUGGUGGUACGAAAUCAUGACCGUUCUUUGUGGUUUACUCAUAAACCCUCAAACUCCAGUUGCAGCUAUGGGCAUUCUUAUCCAAACGACGUCGUUGCUUUACAUUUUCCCAUCGUCUCUAGGGUUCGCAGUCUCUACCCGCGUCGGUAACGAACUUGGGUCAAACCGACCAAACACGGCUAGGUUAUCAGCCAUUGUGGCCGUUACCUUUGCUGGAGUAAUGGGCAUGACGGCCUCUGCGUUUGCUUGGGGAGUAAGCGACGUCUGGGGACGUAUUUUCACUAACGAUUUUGAUAUCAUCCGGCUAACCGCAGCUGCGCUGCCGAUUCUCGGGCUCUGCGAGCUUGGGAACUGCCCGCAAACAGUAGGUUGCGGGGUUGUUAGAGGCACUGCUCGGCCGUCUAAAGCUGCCAACAUAAACCUAGGUGCGUUUUACCUUGUCGGAACGCCUGUAGCUGUUGGGCUAACGUUUUGGGCCGGGUAUGGAUUUUGCGGGCUUUGGAUAGGUCUUUUCGCGGCGCAGAUAUGUUGUGCUGCUAUGAUGCUUUAUGUCGUGGCCACUACAGAUUGGGAGGGAGAAGCGAUGAGAGCUAGAAAGCUUACGUGCAGUGAAAGCGUCGAUGUUGUGAUUACAACGCAAAGUAACGGUGAUUUAACGGAACCAUUAGUUUACGUUGUCACCGUCGCUGCUGACAACUAAUCGAAUGCAUUGGGUUUUCCUAUUCUUUUCUUUUUUUGACUUGGAAUGAUCGUUCCUUUUGGGGUGGGUAUUUUGAUAAUUUGUAAUUUUUUGGUGAGAAAGAAAACGAAAAAUUAUAAUAACUAUUUUUCUCCCCAAAGUAACUUUGUCCUAAUAUAUGUAGUUUUGUAAUGUAUGUCAUUUUGAAAGAAAAAAAGGCAUGUGUAACCGGUUAAUGAUCUAAAAUUCAAAUAAGGAUAAAAAACUAGUUGUACAACGCUUACAUCUCACACUAUAUAAUUAUUUACAGUAGACUAUAUUUCCAACUUUUAAUUUUGAGAUGUUAAAGUUUUUUUUGAUUAAAUUAAAAAAGUUUUUCAUGUCAUGGAUUUGCAACCAAUCAUGUGAAGUCCGAUGAAAAAUAUCACCAAAUACAGUUUUAAAAUUGUUAUCUAAUCGAAAUAAAUAAUUGUUUUAUUAUGCGUCAGAACAUAAGGUAACAUAUAUAAGAUUAAGAAAAAAUAUAUAACAUUUUAAAAUUAACAAUAAAAAUUUAUUUUGAUUAAUUUUUUUUUGUUAAAUUCAUGUCAUGGAUUUGCAACGAAUCAUGUGAAGUCCGAUGCAAAAUAUUACUAAAUUAAGUUUUAAAAUUGUUAUCUAAUCGAAAUAAAUAAUUAUUUUAUUAUGCAUCAGAACCUAAGGUAACAUAUAUAAGAUU
Molecule: messenger RNA, 8641 nt
Organism: Brassica rapa (field mustard)
Lineage: Eukaryota; Viridiplantae; Streptophyta; Magnoliopsida; Brassicales; Brassicaceae
Product: protein DETOXIFICATION 52
Biological process (GO): xenobiotic detoxification by transmembrane export across the plasma membrane
Cellular component (GO): membrane
Molecular function (GO): antiporter activity; xenobiotic transmembrane transporter activity
Source: RefSeq, a predicted model, not a curated record